AUGUCAGCUAGUGUAUCUGAGAUUCAAAGUGCGGAGCCUGCGGAAGUGACUGUCGAUGAGGAGUGCCCGAUCAAGCAGGUGGAUAUUACAGUAUCGAAAACCGAUGACCCAAAUUUGCCAGUUCUCACAUUUCGAAUGUGGGUUUUGGGGAUUGCAGCUUGUGUCAUACUCUCGUUUGUGAACCAAUUCUUUUGGUACAGAUCCAACCCAUUGUCCGUUACUUCGAUUGCUGCACAGAUAGCUGUUGUGCCCCUUGGCCAUUUGAUGGCCAAGACGCUUCCAACUCGACCCUUUUUCGAAGGCACACGAUUCCACUUCACUAUGAAUCCUGGACCCUUCAAUGUAAAGGAGCAUGUUCUGAUUACCAUUUUUGCCAAUUCUGGUGCUGGCACUGUUUAUGCUACCCACAUUUUAACAGCGGUUAAGCUGCUCUAUAGGAGACAACUCACCUUCCUUCCUGCUUUGCUCAUUAUGCUCACCACUCAGAUUCUUGGAUUCGGUUGGGCUGGAAUUUUUAGGAAAUAUUUGGUUGAGCCAGGGGAGAUGUGGUGGCCAUCUAAUUUGGUUCAGGCCUCAUUGUUUAGGGCUUUGCAUGAGAAGGAAAAGAGACCAAAACGAAGCACUACUCUUACACAAUUUUUUAUCUUGGCCAUGAUUUGCAGCUUUGCCUACUAUAUUUUUCCUGGCUAUCUUUUCAUGAUGCUUACCUCUUUCUCUUGGUUGUGUUGGUUUAAUUCCAAAUCUCUUUUGCUUCAUCAAAUGGGUUCUGGCAUGAAUGGCCUUGGACUCGGUGCAUUCGGGAUAGACUGGUCGACAAUUUCAUCUUACCUUGGAAGUCCCUUAGUUAGUCCUUGGUUUGCUACCGCCAACGUUGCAGUGGGGUUUGUUCUCGUGAUGUAUGUCAUGACACCUCUCACUUAUUGGUUUAAUGUCUACGGUGCCAAGAAGUUUCCCAUAUAUUCAAGCAGCCUUUUCAUGGCUAAUGGUCUGCAUUAUAAUAUUUCAAGCAUAGUCAAUUCUAAUUUCCAUCUUGACCGAGGUGUUUACAGCACAACUGGGCCUGUAAAUCUUAGUACUUUCUUCGCAAUGACUUAUGGUCUUGGAUUUGCCACACUUUCUGCUACAGUUGUCCAUGUCAUUCUCUUCAAUGGAAGGGAGUUGUGGAACCAAAGCAGAAGUGCCUUUGGCGGGAAGAGAAAGAUUGACAUACAUACAAAGCUUAUGCGAGCUUAUAAACAAGUACCAACAUGGUGGUUCAUUGUCAUCCUUGUGCUUAACAUUGGUCUCUCCGUUUUUACUUGUCAAUAUUACAACGCAUCACUUCAAUUGCCUUGGUGGGGUGUACUAUUAGCUUGUUUUAUUGCCUUCUUUUUUACCCUUCCCAUCGGCAUUAUUAAUGCUACCACAAAUCAGACACCUGGUUUGAAUAUUAUUACAGAAUACAUUAUUGGUUAUGCGUAUCCAGAACGCCCGGUGGCCAACAUGUGUUUCAAGGUGUAUGGAUAUAUCAGUAUGUCACAAGCUCUAACAUUUCUCUCUGACUUUAAGCUUGGCCACUACAUGAAGAUUCCACCGAGAACAAUGUUCAUGGCCCAGGUUGUAGGGACGAUCAUAGCAGUGUUAGUAUACGUUGGAACUGCUUGGUGGUUGAUGGGAUCGAUUCAAGAUUUGUGUGACACCAACCUGCUGCCAGAAAAUAGCCCCUGGACUUGCCCAAUGGAUCGAGUGUUCUUCGAUGCUUCUGUAAUAUGGGGGCUUGUGGGGCCUCGUAGAAUCUUUGGAGAUCUUGGAGAAUAUAGAGCUGUGAAUUGGUUCUUCAUUGGUGGAGCGAUUGGCCCGUUGCUUGUAUGGAUUGCACACAAGAUGUUUCCGAAGCACACUUGGAUUCGCCUGAUUCACAUGCCAGUUCUUUUGGGGGCUACGUCGAUGAUGCCACCAGCUAACGCAGUGAACUUCACGAGUUGGUUGAUCUGUGGUUUCGUGUUUGGGUAUUUCCUUUUCAGAUACAAGACAGAGUGGUGGAAGCGCUACAAUUACAUCUUGUCCGGUGGGUUGGAUGCUGGAACUGCCUUCAUUACGAUACUCGUCUUUCUUACGUUGGGAUCAAAGGGCAUUGACUGGUGGGGAAACAAUAUUGAUGGGUGCCCCUUGGCCUCUUGCCCAUCUGCCAAAGGAGUUUUUGUCGAUGGCUGCCCUGUUUUCUGAUGUUAUCUUUCUUUGUUUAGCAAUUUCUUUUUUAUUUUUGCUACAUUACUC
Molecule: messenger RNA, 2256 nt
Organism: Benincasa hispida (wax gourd)
Lineage: Eukaryota; Viridiplantae; Streptophyta; Magnoliopsida; Cucurbitales; Cucurbitaceae
Product: oligopeptide transporter 6-like
Biological process (GO): transmembrane transport
Molecular function (GO): oligopeptide transmembrane transporter activity
Source: RefSeq, a predicted model, not a curated record